Pararge aegeria (speckled wood butterfly) is the source of this 3485-nucleotide messenger RNA. It is a transcript of the gene Stat92E, whose product is annotated as signal transducer and activator of transcription 5B. The coding region runs from base 261 to 2615 and encodes 784 amino acids. The record is from RefSeq and is a predicted model, not a curated record. Gene Ontology annotation, molecular function: DNA-binding transcription factor activity, RNA polymerase II-specific; RNA polymerase II cis-regulatory region sequence-specific DNA binding. The transcript has 22 exons. NCBI's taxonomy places the organism in Eukaryota, Metazoa, Arthropoda, Insecta, Lepidoptera, Nymphalidae. Gene Ontology annotation, biological process: defense response; regulation of transcription by RNA polymerase II; cell surface receptor signaling pathway via JAK-STAT.
UAUAAAUAAAGUGCGCUUGUGUGUAUCCAUGUGAACGUGUGUGUGUAAACGUCAAAAUUCUCGGAAUCAGCCGCUGCCGAAUGAAUUUUGUUGAACAUCGCUCAAUACAUUUAAAACAGCACUUUAAAUCUUUUGUCCUGGACACGGCUCGAUUUUCCCAGGCUGAGCGGCGUCGCGCCUUUACCUUUUCACGAAAAAAAAGUUUCACAAUAAGAAAACAAGAACAGACUUUCAACUAUUGAUAAAGUUAAAAAUCUAAUAUGGCGCUCUGGGCUAGGGCACAGCAACUGCCACAAGAGAGUUUGCAGAAGGUGCGUGCGAUCUAUGGAGAACACUUUCCUAUAGAAGUACGACAUUGUCUUGCCACAUGGAUAGAAAAUAGAAUAUGGACCCAGGAACCGGAGGAGCAGCAACGGUUCUUCGUGGAGGAGCUGGUGCAGGAAAUACAGACGCACGCGGAGUUGAUGCUGUCGCCGGAGCUGUUCGUCACCAAGAUGAAGCUGAUCGAGGCCUCGAAGCUGUUUCGCAUGCAGUACAGCCACGCACCGCACGAGUUAUACACUUACAUGCGGCGUUGCCUGGCUCUCGAGAUGGACGUGAUACAGAAUGCAAUGGGCACUCCGUACAUCGCCCAACCACAGACUGAGAGGAAGUAUAGCGAGCUGAUAACAGGCUUGCAAACUGUACGCCAGAAGGUUAAUAUGGCGAGCGAGGAAAUAAGAAGUCUUCAGGCCAACAUCGAGUCUUUCUCACUGCAGUACCACGAGUGUUUGAAGAAUAAAGGGCAUAUAAACUACUUACAGCAGUCCGGGCCGAUGACGAACGAGCGUCGGGAGUUGGAAGCUUGUCUACGUGUUCAGAUUGAGGAGAUGGAGCGGAAACUCAAUGCUCUGGUGGCUCAAAUCAACCAAUCCCAAAUGGAGCUAGUUGAUCAUAUGAAGGAGAAUAUCACAACUCUGCGUCAGCUGCAAAGCCAGGUGCUAGAUGAGGAGCUAAUAAAAUGGAAGCGCGAACAGCAACUGUCUGGAAACGGGGUGCCGAUGCAAUCCAACUUGAACACGAUCCAGGAGUGGUGCGAACUGCUGGCCGACCUUAUCUGGAGCACCAGGCAGCAGGUCAACAACGUGGCGCGCAUCAACAGCAAGACCAUCGUGGAACUGCGCCAGCCCCACCUCGUGGAAAUGCUGGACGACAUGAGCAAACAGGUGACAAGUCUUCUCUCCACACUGGUGACUUCAACAUUCGUUAUCGAGAAGCAACCGCCCCAGGUCAUGAAGACUAACACACGUUUCACGGCUACGGUCCGCUUGCUGGUGGGUGGUCAACUCAACGUUCAUAUGACUCCACCUAGAGUUACGGUGGUAAUAAUAUCGGAGCAACAAGCCCAGUUGCUGCUGAAGAGUGACACUCAAAGUGGGCGCGGCAAGCAGCCGGUGGAGUGUGGUGACAUCCUCAACAACAGCGGCUGUAUGGAGUACCAGCCCACCAACCGACAACUCAGCGUCAGUUUCAGAAACAUGCAACUGCGUAAAAUCAAGCGCGCCGAAAAGAAAGGAACGGAGAGUGUGAUGGAUGAGAAACUCACUCUCUUGUUCCAGUCGGAGUUUAAUGUCGGCGGCGGCGAGCUGGUGUUCCAGGUGUGGACCCUGUCUCUACCCGUGGUGGUGAUAGUUCACGGCAACCAGGAGCCCCACGGCUGGGCGACAGUAACCUGGGAUAACGCUUUCAGCCCCCCGGGAAGAGUCCCAUUCGCCGUCCCAGAUAAGGUGACCUGGGGCCAGUUGGCUGAGACAUUGAGGAUCAAGUUCUGUUCAGCCACCGGCGGUGAUCUCUCCGAGGACAAUCUUCGCUUUUUGGGCGAGAAAAUAUUUAGUCUUUGUUCAAGAACAAACCUCCCCAUCAACCCGAUGGAGCUAAACGGUAUGACGGUCAGCUGGACGCAGUUUUGCAAGGACGCCCUUCCGGAGCGCAACUUCACUUUCUGGGAAUGGUUCUACAUGGUUGUCAAGGUCACCAGGGACUAUCUGAGGACGCUAUGGUGCGACCGCCUCAUAAUGGGCUUCAUCCAGAAGAAGCAAGCCGAAGAAAUGCUCGGCAAAUGUCCUCCAGGAACUUUCCUACUGCGCUUUUCUGACUCCGAACUUGGCGGUAUCACCAUCGCUUGGACUGGUGAGGGCAACGAAGUGUUCAGCCUCCAGCCAUUCACCUCCAGAGACCUGAUGCUCCGCUCGUUGGCAGACAGGAUCCUGGAUCUAACACAGCUACAGUUUCUUUACCCCAACAUAGCGAAGGACGAGGUCUUCUCUAAAUAUUACACAAAGCCAGAGAACGAAAUGCUAAAGAACGGUUACGUGAAGCCGGUGCUGGUUACGACUCUACCGCCGUACAUGUCGGGAUCGCCUGCGUAUGCGCAUUCACCGGACUCGCACAGAAACACGCCCAGCGUGCAUAGCAGUUACUUCAGCGCAUCAACACCGGCCCAAACUGAAAGCAGUUUCAUGGACAGUGAACUCUUCGAGCAGAUCCGCGCCUUCGAACCAGAUGGCUUUGACGACUUCGAUUACUUCGGAGGCAACGUUGCUAUGAAGAGAAAAUAUGACGAGAAUUACCAGUAGAUUUAGUUUUUUUUUUUGUGCUUUGAGUCAAUUAUAUUUUACAUUGUAAGUGUAUUGCACGCAUUAUAAUUAUGUUAAACAAUAAAUAUAUAUUAUGUUACGUCGUAUAAAUUAGUGCCAUAUACAACAACAAAUUAUGACAUAAAAUGAAAAAAAAAAAAAUUACGUUUUAAAAAACCAGUGUUAAUUUUACUUUUUUUGGAUUAUCGCGAAUCAGCGUUGCAUUGUGACAUUUUUCCUACAGCGGCCUUGAAUUAUAGUAUCUAUUUGGCAUAACUGCAUCAAAACUUUUGACUUCUCAUCAAGAAAGACAAAAUAAACAUUUGUAAAGUUGUAAUUUAAAUGUAACCCUAAAUCCAAGAAUGGUUUUCGCAGACCCGAAAUAUCCAGAGUAAACGGACAUGACCAACAGAUAGCAAAAAAAAAAUCAUCGCACUUACGACCUAUUCAUUACAUUAAAUGUACAAAACAAUUUUUUUAAAUAACUUUUACCCCUACUCAACUAUCCCAAAUAAGCCAGAAUAUCACAUAAUUUGCCGUUAUAAGAUAAAGGAAAAGCCGUAUGUAUAUUAUAGCUUAUGCAUAGAUGUGUAAAUGUUCUUAAAGAGACAGUGUUGAAGUUAACAACUGUCAGCUGUACGGUGAUAUACCUUUGCCUUUUUCCUACGUGAAAGAAUAAAGAGAGAAAAAAAAGGAAAAUGAACAACUGUUAUUAAAGGAUUUUGAAAAACUUCCUAACGUAAUGGAAACCAUUCACCUAAAGGUACAAAUAAAAAUGAAGGGAAACUACAAACACGAAAGUCAUAUUUUUUUAUAUAAGAUUAUUUUUAAAAGGCGCUAAAUUAUUUUAAUUUAUUUCUGACUUGUGAA